Messenger RNA from Vombatus ursinus (common wombat), 1053 nucleotides. RefSeq names its product aralkylamine N-acetyltransferase (gene AANAT). Gene Ontology annotation, cellular component: cytoplasm. Bases 140 to 808 code for a protein of 222 amino acids. Gene Ontology annotation, biological process: melatonin biosynthetic process; circadian rhythm; response to light stimulus. The record is from RefSeq and is a predicted model, not a curated record. NCBI's taxonomy places the organism in Eukaryota, Metazoa, Chordata, Mammalia, Diprotodontia, Vombatidae. The transcript is spliced from 4 exons. Gene Ontology annotation, molecular function: aralkylamine N-acetyltransferase activity.
GGGAACAAAGUUGCCUCUAUUCACUGGUCCUGAAACCAAAGGUUCUAGCAUUCUCAUUCUUAUCAGGGUGUUCUGGAAAGGAACCACAGAGGACCAUUUCUCUGACCUUCGCCCAGUUGCUUAAGAAAGCUCCUUAGUGAUGGAGGAGACAGUUGCAGUAGGAGCCCCCAGAGCAGACAGGAUAUCUGCACUGAAUGCUUUGCCCUGUCAGAAGCCCAAAAUCUCGAGCCCAGUCUGGGGACUUUCCGAAUCCCCAAGCCACCAACGCCGUCACACACUCCCGGCCAGUGAGUUCCGAUGUCUCUCACCAGGAGAUGCCAUCGGUGUGUUUGAGAUUGAGCGAGAAGCUUUCAUUUCUGUGUCUGGCAGCUGUCCGCUGUACAUAGAUGAGAUCCGGCACUUCCUGACCCUGUGCCCAGAGAUGUCCCUGGGCUGGUUUGAGGAAGGUCGGCUUGUAGCUUUCAUCAUUGGCUCCCUCUGGGACCAGGACAGACUGACACAGGAGUCUUUGAUGUUACAUCGGCCUGGGGGCCACACUGCCCACAUCCACGCACUCGCAGUACACCACACCUUCCGCCAGCAAGGCAAAGGCUCCAUCUUGUUGUGGCGCUACCUGCAACACCUAUGCUACCAGUCAUCUGUUCGCCGGGCUGUGCUCAUGUGUGAGGACUUCUUGGUGCCCUUCUAUCAGAAAUGUGGCUUCCAGAUAGUGGGUCCAUGUGCGGUCAGUGUGGGUACCCUAUCCUUCACUGAACUCCAGUGCCCAGUGCAAGGUUAUGCCUUCCUUCGAAGGAACAGUGGUUGCUAAGUUUUUUCUUCCCUUUCCUCCAGUACUCUCUCUUCCCCUCUGAAGCAGAGUCCUUCUAGAUCCUGGUAAGAGCAUAAAGGCCCUUUGGUGACUGGAAGGAAGUGGUCUGAUGGACCGCUGCUGCCAUGACCAUUGCUCAGAUUUUAACAGCAGCAAAGCCCAGCCACACAGGUCUAGAUUUCCUACCCUUCCCACCAUCCCUCUCCAAGUCCCAUCCCAAUUUAGUUGAAUUGUUAAAAGAGCCA